AUGUCGAACGCCAUAAACGAAGGUCUGUUCUUGAUAAAAGACGUGAAGCCUGGAUCGAAAAAUUUAAAUAUCGUAUUCAUUGUUUUGGAAAUAGGUAAGUUGGUGGAGGUAACAAUGUCGUGUUUCUCGUGUCAUGUCAACCGAGAUUCGUUACCGUUUUCUUAAAGGGCCAGAUGAACAAUUGAGUCGAUUGUGCAACUUGAGUGCAAACAUCUAAUCGUGAGGUUUUUUUAAAUGCCUCUGCAAGUAUUGCAUACAAUUGCCUUUUUAUUUUUUUGUGCUUUUGCUUUGCACGUGUCAUGUUCUGACAGGGUGCCAUAUUACACCUAUGAGGACUUGGUCACCCACCACAAAGGCUAUGUAGAAGAGCUAUGUUUAUUGAAUUGCAUUGCUAUAGGGAUAACUUCACUUGAUCUUGUGUUAGGACGGGUCACCAAGACGAAGGAUGGUCAUGAGGUGCGCUCCUGCAAGGUGGCAGACAAGAGUGGAAGCAUCGCCAUCUCUGUGUGGGACGAGCUGGGAAGCCUCAUUCAGCCUGGGGACAUUAUCCGGCUGACCAGAGGGUAUUGAUUCCCCCCUUCAAUGAAGCCUUACUGCAGUGAUUCUCAUCUCUGGCAUUGGCUACCCCCAAGGUUGCACAUUUUGGUUCUAGCCAAGCACAAUAACAUCUGAUUUAAUUACUCAUUAAGCCAUUUGAUUAGUUAAAUCAGGUGUGCUUUUACUGGACUAGAACAGAAAUGCAACAUUGUCAGAACCCGAGAAUUGGAGAUGAGAAACACUGCAUAACAGGUAGAGGCGUUGACUGAUAUGAGCAGUUAGUAUAUGGAGGAUGCACUCCCCUGACCACCUGCACAGGCUUACCAUUGAUUCUGUUAUGACAAUAAUAUUUGAAAGGUGAAUAGAAGUAUGGCAAAAUGUGUGUUAGUAAAAAAACAAUGCUCAUGAAAACCCAUGAGCUAUUUUCCCCUCUGGAAUAUAAUUCAAAUUCAUUUUUCUGAAAUGAGUAGAAAUGGAACCGAGCCCAACCCCAGUACUUUGUUAGGUAGAUGCAGUAUCUUGGCUUAUCUCGACUUUCCUCCGUCUCUACAGCUACGCCUCCAUGUGGAAGGGCUGCCUGACCCUGUACACUGGAAGAGGUGGAGACCUGCAGAAGAUCGGAGAGUGAGUACAGUCUAUUUAUACCACCAGGAACUUCCUGUACUUCACGGGAAUUCAGCUGGCCACUUGCCACCCUCUUUCUGAUUAAUGGUGCAUAAAAGCAGAGAACACUAGAAGUGAAAACUAAGUGGUUAGGGUAGUAUUGAUGACUCAUGUUGAAAAAGUGGUAGUGUAGGAGUCUCAUACCAAGAAAAGCAGAAAAUACCAACAAUGCUAUCAUGGUAUGGGUAGCAUUCAACAGGCCUGAAAUUUGAAGCAAUUUUUAUUUUUAAAGAAAAUGUAUCUUAACUCGUCCAAUAAGAAUGCUUGUUUUUCAAAAAUAUUGUCUGAAAAACGUACUGAUGUGCAACCCCACUGCCCCUCCACUAUUGUCAACAUGUCUUGUUCUAUCAAACAAAACAUGUCUGUCUGUUCUUACGUCUAUCUACAGUAGUUGAGCAACAGAGGAAUCACAUUUAGUUAUAGAAUACACAAGGUUAUAUUGCUUUGAAAUAGGGUUGGCGAUAUUACGAUAGCAUCGUCUGAUGAUGACGACAUCGUAAUGUGACGGAAGAUGGUUUAGUGUAUUUGACUUGAGUCACGCAGUACAUUUUUGUCUUGCAGGGCAGCACCAAGUGACAUUCUGAGUAAUUGCCUAUUCCUAUUUGCAAUAGCCUAUUUCAAUAAAUGUUAUAUAGCCUGCAGAAUAUAAAAGGAAUGUAGUCCAGAUGGAACAGAGAAUUCCACCAAAUCAGCGCAGAAUGUCCAGUUUUAUAACGCACUCUUUAACUAUCUUGUGUCUAGCUGUUUAAAAAAACAUAGCCUAUAUUCCAUUCUCUCUCCAUUCGAUAGGCUAUGAAUAUGACUGAAGGCUACGCUUCAUCGUUUUAUGCAUGGCUUUCUCCCGAUCAAACAAUGAAUGUAACGGAGUUUCAUCUUAAAGUUUUUUGAAUAGCCUAAAAACGUAAGGUAGGACUAAUAACAAGAAAACAAACCAUAUCAAUAGCCUAUUGAAAAAGCUAAUGACCAGUUUAAUGAAGUUUAACCUUAUUAUGAAAUAAAUUAUCCAUGCGAGGUUGAAACUACAUUGGCCAAUUACUUAUCCUCCUACUAGGCCUAUUAUAAAAGCUUGAAGACAAGUUUAAGUUAUGAACAGUAGCUUAUUUCCCAAGUAUUGUAGCCUACGAAAGUGUUGUCCUAAAGUUGUUGUGGCUUUCAAAAAUAACAAGAAUUAAAGUCUGUAACCUAAGCCUAGGCAUAGGCUAUUCUCAAGCACAGCUUUGGGAUGGAACAAACAAUAUUAUUUAUAUUUUGAGGCAAAUAAACAAUUAUUAUCCAGUUCUGAAGACUGUUGACUACUUCUGUCCCGCUCAUGAUGUAGGCCUAAAACCUAGCUCACUACGGUAAGAAAGCCAGUUCUUCGUCAGUCACUGCUCCAUCAUGUGCACGCCACAGACACACAAAACUGUUCUGCUCCUCCACCAAAAAGGAACAUUAGAAAAUAUGUGCCAUUGCCUGCACUGCCCAUGCUUUCAACCACAUUGACUUAUGUCAUGAUUCGUCCAGUUGCAUUAGGUUUCGCAAUAUAGCCCAACUGUCGUUUUAGAAGUUAUUUUCUUCCAACUAAAAAAUAAAUACAUUGAGGGGUGGCCAAUCGGGGCGAUGGCAUCGUAUAUCACAACGUUCUUUUGGGUAUAUAAUCAUGAUAGGACAAAGGUUGAUAUCGCCAAACCCUGCUUUGAAAUAUAGGUUUCAUGUAUACUGAACAAAAAUAUAAACGCAACGUGAUGUGUUGGUUUCAUGAGCUGAAAUAAAAGGUCCCUGAAAUUUUCCAUACGGACAAAAAGCUUAUUUCUCUCCAAUUCUGUGCACAAAUUAGUUUACAUCCCAGUUAGUGAGCAUUUCUCCUUUACCAAGAUAAUCCAGCCACCUGACAGGUGUGGCAUAUUAAGAAGCUGAAUAAACAGCAUGAUCAUUACACAGGUGCACCUUGUGCUGGGGACAAUAAAAGGCCACUCUAAAAUGUGCAGUUUUGUCACACAAUGCCACAGAUGUCUCAAGUUUUGUCCACCAGAGCUGUUGCCAGAGAAUUGAAUGUUAAUUUCUCUACCAUAAGCCGCCUCCAACGUCAUUGUAGAGAAUUUGGCAGUACGUCCAACCGGCCUCACACCGCAGACCACGUGUAACCACGCCAGCCCAGGACCUCCACAUCUGGCUUCUUCACCUGCGGGAUUGUCUGAGACCAGCCACCCGGACAGCUGAUGAAACUGAGGAGUAUUUCUGUCUGUAAUAAAGCCCUUUUGUAGGAAAAAACUCAUUCUGAUUGGCUGGGCCUGGGUCCCCAGUGGGUGGGCCUGGCUACCCAGUGGGUGGGCCUAUGCCCUCCCAGCCCACCCAUGACUGCUCCCCUGCCCAGUCAUGAGAAAUCCAUAGAUUGGGGCCUAAUGAAUUUAAACUGACUGAUUUCCGUAUAUAAACUGUAACUCAGUAAAAUCGUUGAAAUAGUUGCGUUUGUUUUUUGUUCAGAAUAGUUUCAAGCUGGCUACAUAGAUUGUUUUAAUGCUUUUUGGGACAAGUUGAUGCAUGCAACAUUUACUUGAAUGUGCCAGGUUGCGUUUAAAUAUCAAUGACAUGCAUGCAGUACUAACGCACAGGGUUAAUGUUCAUGACAUUCACAUAAUGGAUUCCCUCCCAUAGGUUUUGCAUGGUGUAUUCCGAAGUGCCUAACUUCAGUGAGCCCAACCCAGAUCUGCUAGCCCAGAACAACCAGCAGACCAAGACUGUAAGUACCGCUACCCUAGCCUGGUCCCAGAUCUGUUUGUGCUGUCUUGCCAACUCCUAUGGGCGUUGUUAUGCCAAAAAUGUUGGCUAUCCAGCACAAACAGCUCUGUGACCAGGCUACCGGUACCCCACCUCCAUCCUCUAAACCAGGCGAUACUGGCCCUCAGGGGCUUGUGUGUGCUGGUUCUCUCUUUUACUUGACAUGGAAUUGAUACAGCCAUGUGAGAUUGCUCAAGAGGUUUGGUUAUUUAAAAAUGAAAAGCUGAAAUGUUUUUAUUCAAUAAGUAUUCAACCCCUUUGUCAUGGCAUGCCUAAAUAAGUUCAGGAGUAAAAUAUUUCUUAACAAGUCACAUAAGUUGCAUGGACAUACAUUGUGUGCAAUAAUAGUGUUUUAACAUUAUUUUUGAAUGACUACCUAAUCUCUGUACCCCACACUUAGUGAUCUGUAAUGUCCCUCAGUCGAGCAGUGAAUUUCAAACACAGAUUCUACCAUAUAGACCAGGGAGGUUUUGCAAAGAGUGGCACCUAUUGGGAGAUGGGUAAAAAAAAAAGAAAAUAUAUUGAAUAUCCCUUUGAGCAUGGUGAAAUUAUAAAUUACACUUUAGAUGGUGUAUCAAUACACCCAGUCACCACAAAGAUACAGGCGUCCUUCCUAACUCAGUUGCCAGAGAGGAUGGAAACCGCUCAGGGAUUUCACCAUGAGGCCAAUGGUGAUUUUAAAACAGUUACAGAGUUUAAUGGCUGUGAUAAGACAAAACUGAGGGUGGAUCAACAUUGUAUUUACUCCACAAUACUAACCUAAUUGACAGAGUGAAAACAAGGAAGCCUGUAUAGAAUACAAAUAUUCCAAAACAUGGAUCCUGUUUGCAAUAAGGCACUGAAAUAAAACUGCAAAAAAUGUGGCAAAGAAAUUAACUUUGUCUUGAAUAGAAAGCGUUAUGUUUUGAGGCAAACACAACACAGUACCACUUUUCAUAUUUUCAAGCGUGGUGGCUGCAUCAUGUUAUGGGUAUGCUUGUCAUCGGCAAAGACGAGAGUUUUUUUAUGAUAAAAAUAAACGGAGUAGCGCUAAUCACAGGCAAAAUCCUGGUUAUCUGCUUUCCAACACCCUGGGAGACAAAUUCACCUUUAAGAAGGACAAUAACCUAAAACACAAGGCGAAAUAUACACUGGCGUUGCUUACCAAGACGAUAUUGAAUGUCCCUGAGUGGCCUAGUUACAGUUUUGACUGAAAUUGUCUUGAAAAUCGGUCUAGCAAUUAUCAACAACCAACUUGACAGAGCAUAAAGAAUUGUAAAAAGAAUCAUGUGCAAAUAUUGUACAAUCCAGGUGUGCAAAGCUCUUAGACUUACACAGAAUGACUCAUCACAACACACACCUGAUCCUGAACAGAGGUGAGGUGUCAUGGCAGACUGAACAGAGGUACAGAAUUGCUCAAGAUAAAAACGUAAUAUUCAAUAUCUGUAAGUUUGACUAAAUAUUAGCACUUCACAUACUCGUGGGCAAUAACCUUCAAUCUGGAUAAAACAAAUUAUAAGGCUAGAGAAAUGUAUCAACCAAUACAAUCAACACCCAAACAUGUUGUAGAGUAAGCAUGGAGAACCAUUCCCCAAAAGAAAACGAGACUCCUCGACGGACACAGACGAUUUAUGCUUUUCACCAGCGGGAAUGGAAAGCUGACUUGCUAAAGACGAUAAAUGAUAAACUGGGCAUACUUGAACUAGUCAGUAAAGAUAUAUUAAAGGAGUUGAAAGCUGCGACAAUGGAGAAGGAAACAAACAAGCUAAAAGGUAGUCUAUAACGAUUGAAACGGAUGUUAAAUAACUUAAAGGAGAGCAUGUUUCUGAGAGAAUUCUUACUUGAUUGAGUAGAUCUAAGAGAAAAGCUGGUACUUACUGGUAUCAAAGAAAAAGAGGGUGAAGGUCCUGAGUGUUGUGAAAUAAUUAUUUCUUACAGCGCUACAGGUCACAGGCGAUACUGUCGACAAACUCGAACGUGUACACCAUUUCGGACAGAGAUAUGAGUGCCCAAUCGUUGCCAAAUUUUGCAUUCUUUAAAGAAAAAAUAAUAACUUGCCGGCAUGAAUGAUCAGUUCCUGAAGGAAAUUGCAGAACGGUGUAAAGGUCUGUACCCACUCUUCAAGGUGAAUAGAUUAAAAGGGAAACGUGUAGCUCUCGUAGUCGAUAAACUGUAUAUUGAUAAAUUGUUCCGAGACACCAAGACUACUCCAUGGCUAUUCUAAAUAUUACAAAAUUCCCUAUAGUCAUUGAAUAAUGGAACACCCAAUAUUAUCCAUGGUAGUGGUUGUAAAAAAGGAAAACAAUAAAAUACAACAAUUGAUAAAGUAAACUACAACUACACUAUACCAUUCAAUAUUGUAAAAUAAUUAGUAUUUGACUUUCUAUUUAUAGUAUUUUAUAAAUAAAUAAGACAGCAUUAGAAAGGAUAAUUAUUGAAAUAAUACAUCUUCAAAUAUAAGGAACUGGAACACAAAAGUACUCAAAAGCCUGAAAUUAGGUAGGAGUCAACAUGGUAGGGAUAAAAAUACAGCAGAGGACAUAGAAGGCACAGUAUGUGUGGGUGUAUUGUGAUGGAAGGUGGGGUGUGUUUUUUGUGUUUUGGAGAAGUGUGGAGUUAAGUGAGUGAAGAAGAAAUUGUUGCAAAUGUCAGAGCCCGUGUGUGUCUGCGAGCAGGAGUUGUGACGGAGAGCUUUCAAUUUCGUGCAGAUAUGGGAUAUACAUUUAAAAAAUAAAUUAUAAAUAUAGUUCAUUUAUUGUGCUAUCAUGGUGGAAAGGUCCCCAACCCUAUACCCUAGACACCCACCUGAGUGACCCAUACACUAAGGAGAAGUCCUUAUUGGUUUUAUAGGCCUACUGUAAGUAGCCUAUACGCAGCCAAAACAGAAAGAUUAAUGCGGUCAGAGACUCACUAAAGCGGCACCGCCCCCACAAGACUCUGAGCCUGCCUGGCAGAGUUGGUCCUACAAAGCCCCCGGAUGGGUGAGCAUAAUAUACAAGGAUUUUCUCAAAGCUGCUAAUGAGAACCUUGACCUUGUAUCUAGCCGGUGGGGAUUCCGGUGGGGUGUCCCCACCCAGGUAGUGGCAGUGCUGGCAACACUAGCUGCAGUAACCCAUGGGGAGGGGGUCACACUCGGACAAUAAGCGAGGUGGCACAUUAUUGUCACCCUGGUGGCAGAAAAUAAUCAAAGGUCUGACUGCAAAGAGAUGCUUGGGAAAAUGGUGACAAAAGGGGACCAGCAUGUGUUUCAUGGGAAGGGGGUGUACCUGAUCUCUAACAGCUAGGACUAGACAUUGGUUAAUCAAAUCGUCCCAUUUUGCAAAAUGUUGCAUGCCUUCUCAAACAGCUACAACUGUAUAUGCAUUUGCACAUCAAGUCCUUUCUUGAGUUGGUCUCGGGGAUGGCACAACUGUAGAACAUCUGAGCUUGUGGUUGGUUGUAGGGGAAGGGUGGGGAGUGUGUGUUUUUAUCCCACAUAUGUUGCAAUGGGGUAAAGAUGUUAGGGGCAAUAUAGGAUGAAUCACAAUUGUUUUCUAAAAUGAUAAUUGCUUGCCAAAAAUGUAAUUUUUGUAAUGGCAAUCCUGGUUAUAGGUAACAAUCAUUCGCAUGAACUGCCUACAUUAUUACACAUAUUAUUAGUUAGUUGUGGAAAUUAAGAUACGAAAGCUUUUUUAAUUUGUGUAUAUUUUUUGAAAAUAACUGUAUAUAAUACCACCGAGGUGAGGGCAUUGGAAAUGCUUUUGCCGGUUGAUCUGCUUCUGUUCUGUGGGUGAAGGAUGGGUCCCGGUCUCUCGGAGGGCCCUGGGGGGUGGUCUGCCGGGCACUUGGAUGACAUCCCAACUUGGGAUGGGGAGGUUUUAGCGGGUGGAAUAGUGGAGAACAAUUGGAUGUUUACAUAGUAGCAAUGCAAAUAUCAUCAUACAGUUGAAGUCGGAAGUUUACAUACACUUACAGUGGGGGGAAAAAAGUAUUUAGUCAGCCACCAAUUGUGCAAGUUCUCCCACUUAAAAAGAUGAGAGGCCUGUAAUUUUCAUCAUAGGUACACGUCAACUAUGACAGACAAAAUGAGAAAACAAAAUCCAGAAAAUCACAUUGUAGGAUUUUUAAUGAAUUUAUUUGCAAAUUAUGGUGGAAAAUAAGUAUUUGGUCAAUAACAAAAGUUUCUCAAUACUUUGUUAUAUACCCUUUGUUGGCAAUGACACAGGUCAAACGUUUUCUGUAAGUCUUCACAAGGUUUUCACACACUGUUGCUGGUAUUUUGGCCCAUUCCUCCAUGCAGAUCUCCUCUAGAGCAGUGAUGUUUUGGGGCUGUCGCUGGGCAACACAGACUUUCAACUCCCUCCAAAGAUUUUCUAUGGGGUUGAGAUCUGGAGACUGGCUAGGCCACUCCAGGACCUUGAAAUGCUUCUUACGAAGCCACUCCUUCGUUGCCCGGGCGGUGUGUUUGGGAUCAUUGUCAUGCUGAAAGACCCAACCACGUUUCAUCUUCAAUGCCCUUGCUGAUGGAAGGAGGUUUUCACUCAAAAUCUCACGAUACAUGGCCCCAUUCAUUCUUUCCUUUACACGGAUCAGUCGUCCUGGUCCCUUUGCAGAAAAACUGCCCCAAAGCAUGAUGUUUCCACUCCCAUCCUUCACAGUAGGUAUGGUGUUCUUUGGAUGCAACUCAGCAUUCUUUGUCCUCCAAACACGACGAGUUGAGUUUUUACCAAAAAGUUCUAUUUUGGUUUCAUCUGACCAUAUGACAUUCUCCCAAUCCUCUUCUGGAUCAUCCAAAUGCACUCUAGCAAACUUCAGACGGGCCUGGACAUGUACUGGCUUAAGCAGGGGGACACGUCUGGCACUGCAGGAUUUGAGUCCCUGGCGGCGUAGUGUGUUACUGAUGGUAGGCUUUGUUACUUUGGUCCCAGCUCUCUGCAGGUCAUUCACUAGGUCCCCCCGUGUGGUUCUGGGAUUUUUGCUCACCGUUCUUGUGAUCAUUUUGACCCCACGGGGUGAGAUCUUGCGUUGAGCCCCAGAUCGAGGGAGAUUAUCAGUGGUCUUGUAUGUCUUCCAUUUCCUAAUAAUUGCUCCCACAGUUGAUUUCUUCAAACCAAGCUGCUUACCUAUUGCAGAUUCAGUCUUCCCAGCCUGGUGCAGGUCUACAAUUUUGUUUCUGGUGUCCUUUGACAGCUCUUUGGUCUAGGCCAUAGUGGAGUUUGGAGUGUGACUGUUUGAGGUUGUGGACAGGUGUCUUUUAUACUGAUAACAAGUUCAAACAGGUGCCAUUAAUACAGGUAACGAGUGGAGGACAGAGGAGCCUCUUAAAGAAGAAGUUACAGGUCUGUGAGAGCCAGAAAUCUUGCUUGUUUGUAGGUGACCAAAUACUUAUUUUCCACCAUAAUUUGCAAAUAAAUUCAUAAAAAAUGUGAUUUUCUGGAUUUUUUUUUCUUCUCAAUUUGUCUGUCAUAGUUGACGUGUACCUAUGAUGAUAAAUUACAGGCCUCUCAUCUUUAAGUAGGAGAACUUGCACAAUUGGUGGCUGACUAAAUACUUUUUUCCCCCACUGUAGGGGUUUUUGGCAAGUCGGUUAGGACAUAUACUUUGUGUAUGACAGAAGUAAUUUUUCCAACAAUUGUUUACAGACAGAUUAUUUCACUUAUAAUUCACUAUCACAAUUCCAGUGGGUCAGAAGUUUACACACACUAAGUUGACUGUGCCUUUAAACAGCUUGGAUAGGCUAAUUGACAUCAUUUGAGUCAAUCCCCAGUAUGAAAAUGUAUGCACUAACUGUAAGUCGCUCUGGAUAAGAGCGUCUGCUAAAUGACUUAAAUGUAAAUUGGAGGUGUACCUGUGGAUGUAUUUCAAGGCCUACCUUCAAACUCAGUGCCUCUUUGCUUGACAUCAUGGGAAAAUCAAAAGAAAUAGUAUGCCAGCAUAAACACCAUGGGACCACGCAGCCGUCAUAUCGCUCAGGAAGGAGAAGCGUUCUGUCUCCUAGAGAUGAACGUACUUUGCGAAAAGUGCAAAUCAAUCCCAGAACAACAGCAAAGGACCUUGUGAAGAUACUGGAGGAAACGGGUACAAAAGUAUCUAUAUCCACAGUAAAACAAGUCCUACAUCAACAUAACCUGAAAGGCCGCUCAGCAAGGAAGAAGCCACUGCUCCAAAACCGCCAUAAAGAAGCCAGACUACGGAUUGCAACUGCACAUGGGGACAAAGAUCUUACUUUUUGGAGAAAUGUCCUCUGGUCUGAUGAAACAAAAGUAGAACUGUUUGCCCAUAAUGACCAUCGUUAUGUUUGGAGGAAAAAGGGGGUUGCUUGCAAGCCGAAGAACACCAUCCCAACCGUGAAGGACGGGGGUGGUAGCAUCAUGCUGUGGGGGUGCUUUGCUGCAGGAUGGACUGGUGCACUUCACAAAAUAGAUGGCAUCAUGAGGAAGGAAAAUGAUGUGGAUGUAUUGAAGCAACAUCUCAAGACAUCAGUCAGGAAGUUAAAGCUUGGUCGCAAAUGGGUCUUCCAAAUGGACAAUGACCCCAAGCAUACUUCCAAAGUUGUGGCAAAAUGGCUUAAGGACAACAAAGUAAAGGAUUUGGAGUGGCUAUCACAAAGCCCUGACCUCAAUCCUAUAGAACAUGUGUGGGCAGAACUGAAAAAGUGUGUGCGAGCAAGGAGGCCUACAAACCUGACUGUUACACCAGCUCUGUCAGGCGGAAUGGGCCAAAAUGUACCCUACUUAUUGUGGAAGGCUACCUGAGACGUUUGACCCAAGUUAAACAAUUUAAAGGCAAUGCUACCAAAUACUAAUUGAGUGUCUAAACUUCUGACCCACUGGGAAUGUGAUGAAAGAAAUAAAAGCUGAAAUAAAUCAUUCUCACUUUAUUAUUCUGACAUUUCACAUUCUUAAAAUAAAGUGGUGAUCCUAACUGAUCUAAGACAGGGAAUUUUUACUAGGAUUAAAUGUCAGAGAUUGUGAAAAACAGAGUUUAAAUGCGUUUGGCUAAGGUGUAUUUAAACUUCCGACUUCAACUGUAUAUGGACACACAAUCAUUAUGGUACUUUUUAAUGGUAAGUUUGCAAACAUAUAUUAUGAUAAACAGUAUUCAAACUUGUAUGUCAUUAUGGUAAAAUGAGUAUAGCCAGUUAUAAUCGUAAUGGCUUAGCAGAUAAUAAGAAAAGACGAUCAGUAUUUACCUGGGUAAAAGAGAAGGAAUAUAAUAUCUAUCGUUUUACAGGAAACUCUUUCAACAAUUUUAGAUGAAGUUGGGUGGGAAAAAAGGACUGGGGGGGAACUCAAAAGGGGUGAUGGUAUUAAUUAACAAUUUUAUCCACGUGGUGAGGAUAUUGGAAAUGUAAUCAAAGCCUAUUGAAUGAUAAAUUGUUUCCGCUAGGACAGAAUUUUUAACUGACUUUUUCCAAAAUAACAUGGGUUCAUCAGAUCUCCUUAUUGUAUGGGGCACUUUUAAAUGUGCCUUUUUAAAGGCCAUGCAAUUCAAUACUCCUCUCUAAAACAAAAGCAAUUAAGGUCAAAAGAGUCCAUAUUAACAAAGGAAAUAGGACUAACAGUACAGAUGGCAAUAAAAACAAAAAGAAAUGGAGGAACUUAUUUAAGAAAGAUCACGUGUAAUAUAUUAUUAAAAAAUAAAGCAAACUGGAUGGAAUAUGGGGAAAAACGCACCAAAUUAUUUUUUAAUCCUCAACAUUGAAAUGUUACCAAAAUGAUUUACUGAAACGUAUUACAAAUGACGGAGUCACCGAUGAUUCACCAAAUUAUAUUUUGAAAGAGAAAGCAAAGUACUUUAAGCAUAUGUUUUCGUUUCAGUCUUCUCCAUCUUCGCUAACUGAAGUUAAAACAUUUUUUUUCUUCUAUUAAUAAUGUAAAAUUAACAGCUGUACAGAGACUUGUGAAGGCCAAAUUAGAGGAGGAACUUCUUGAUGCAAUUAAAGCCUUUUAAGUCUGGGAAAACUCCAGUGCUGGAUUGAAUACCAGUUGAGGUAUACCAAACCUUUUUUGACUUACUCAGAGGACUGUUAUUAGCAUGUUUUAACCACUCAUCAGAUACUCAACCAGGUCUGAUUUCAUUAUUACUGAAAUAAGACCCAAGUGGUAAAUAUAAAGAUCCAGUCCAUUAAAAAAAUUGGAGGUCCCUUACACUUCAGUGUUGUGAUGCAAACAUUCUAGCAAAAUGCAUAUAAUUAAAAAGGUAUUGUCAGAUAUUAUUCAUCCUAAUCAAGACAGGUUUUUUUUUACAUGGACGAUACAUUGGAUAUAAUAUCAGACAAGUACAGGAAACAAUAGAACAAUCUGAAAAAUCUGGGAAACCAGGCCUGGUAUUCAUAGCUGACUUUGAACAGGCUUUUGAUAAAGUUCGACUGGGAUUUAUAUACAGUGUGGAGAACAAGUAUUUGAUACACUGCCGAUUUUGCAGGUUUUCCUACUUACAAAGCAUGUAGAGGUCUGUAAUACUUAUGUCAUGCAAUAAAAUGCAAAUUAAUUACUUAAAUCAUACAAUGUGAUUUUCUGGAUUUUUGUUUUAGAUUCCGUCUCUCACAGUUUAAGUGUACCUAUGAUAACAAUUACAGACCUCUACAUGCUUUGUAAGUAGGAAAACCUGCAUAAUUGGCAGUGUAUCAACUACUUGUUCUCCCCACUGUAUAAAUGCCUCGAUAAUUUCAAUUGGAGAAUCUCCUAUACAGUGGGUUAAAGUUGGAAUGUAAAGUAACCCUAGGUGUAAAUAAUGGCUACUUCUCAGAAAGUAUUAAACUAUCAAGAGGAGCAAAACAAGGUUGUCCAGUAUUGGUAUCUAUUUAUGGCCAUCUAAAUGUUAGCUAUUCAAAUCAGAUCCAACAAUAAUAUGAAGGGGCUAGAAAUCCAGGGCUUAAAAACAAAGUUGUCGUUGUACGCUGAUGAUUCAAGUUUUCUUUUAAAUCCACAAUUUGGAUCCCUCCACAGCCUCAUAGAGGAUCUAGAUACUUUUUAUAUACUGCAGUAUUUGUAGUUUAUUUAUUUUAUCAAUUGUUGUAUUUUAUUGUUUUCCUAUUUAUUUAUGUUUUAUUACUAUCCCUACCAUGUAUAGUGUUGGGUGUUCCAUUAUUCGACUCCUCUAUGGGAACUUUGUAGAAUUUAGAAUAGCCGUGGAGUAGUCUUUGUGUCACGGCACAAUUGGUUAUCGAUAUAGAGUUUAUCGACGAUGAGAGCAAUACGUUUCCCUUUUAAUCUAUUCACCUUGAAGAGUGGGUACAGAACUUUGCGCCGUUCUGCAAUUUCCUUCGGGAACUGAUCAUUCAUGCCUGUACUAUAUUACGUAUUGGAUCACAAAAAAAUACAACUUUUACAUUACUGUGUUUACCAAUAAAAGGGUCUGACGGUGAUGUGGAUUUCCCGAAAUAAAUAAAUGAUCUCACUACAAUACAUUUUAAUAAAAGUUAACAAAAAUAGAUAAGAUCUUGCUACCAUAGAAAGGAAAAUGCCUGUCUAGUUGUGAAAAAAAACACCCUGAAUAACUUUUUAGGCAUAUCCCAGUUUACCCAUUUGCUUAUGGCCUUGCUUACACAUAGCGACCUGUUUUUAAAAAAACUAUUCAUAAUAUAAAUAGGUCUGUUUAAUUGUCUGGCUUGCCGUUCCAAAUAAAAAUGAUUUUUUUUAGCUCAUAUAAUAAAAUGUAUAUAUAUUAUAUGAGCUAAAAAAAACAUUUUUAUUUGGAACGGCAAGCCAGACAAUUAAACAGACCUAUUUAUAUUAUGAAUUCGGAGGGCAGAAAUGAUUAAAUAUAAAAGCAUUAUAACUCUCACUAAAGGCUUCAGUAAUACAACAUUUAUACUGAAAUCUGAACUGGUUCUCUAGUAGAAUGGCCUUUUUCUCUUUAUUCAGACUACAACCUCUCUCUUUCGGUUAUUUGAAAAUGAAAUAAUCUCCAAAAUAUGGCCAUGUUUUUUUAAACAAGCCAUAGAAAGUUGGUUGCAAUUUCAGUUUAAUCCACCAGAAAAGACAGAACAAAUAAUACAACACAUUUUAUGGUUAAACUCAAAUAGACUAAUUGAUAAAACUUUAUUUUUUUUGGAAUAAAAAAAAAAAAAAAGUAUAACAUUAGUAAAUUAUAUCAUAAGUAGGACUGGUGGAGUUAUGUCACACACGCAGCUAACAAAAAUAUAUGGAAAUGUCUGCUCUACCCAAAAUUUACAACCAACUAAUUGCAGUAUUACCUAACCUAACAGUAUUAUCCUAACUUAAGUUAGGAACUUGUCUCUCGGCCCUGCAUUAAAGACCAAAAUUGGCUAAAGAAAAAUGUGAUGGAUUAAGAAAAUAUACCAAUUGCAUUUAAGGACCAAAGAAUUGACAGCUGUGCCAUUUUAUAGAUUGCAAAAAUAAUUGAGAGAUUUUCGAUCGACCAAUUCCAUGGCAUAUGGUUUAUAAACGGAUACGCAAAACCUAGAAUUUGUCUAUUUUAAAUGAUUAUACAAAAUUCUUGCAACCAAUAGAACGUUUUGUGUGUAUGGGGGAUACAACCAUCCCAGAUCUGCAGAUUUUGCUGCGAAGAAACAGAAUCAUUAGAUCAUUUGUUUUGGUACUGUCCGUAUGUAGCUUGUUUUUGGUCGCAGGUCCAGGAAUGGCUGAAGAAUUGCAACAUUUACCUAGAACUAACUCUGCAAAUAGUUAGCUGGGUGAUUUUGAAAAGUCCUAGUCAAUCGCUCAAUAAUAUAAUAGUACUUUUAGGAAAAAUGUUUCUUUAUUUGACAAUAUGCAGAAUCUAUGUGAAUAGAAAGGUUCAGAACGUUUAUGAAACAUCACAGAACAGUUGAAAAAUGUAUGGCAAAUACAAAUCAAAACUGGAUGGUCUUCAGCGAUAGAUGGGAGGAGUUGAGGGUAGCUGAAGGAUGGGAUUAAAAACAAACAAAAUGUAACUAUUGUAAAAUACGUUGUGUUCGUAAAAUGUAUAUAGUAUGUAAAGCUGGAAGUAGAAGCCUAAGUGUUGUCCAUUAGUUUACUCCAAUUAGGGUAGGGUUAGGGGAAAAUAAUAAAGGAAAAUAUAUUUUAAAAAUAUACAUAAACACACAGUGCAUUCGGAAAGUAUUCAGACCCCUUGACUUUUUCCACCUUUUUGUUAGGUUACAGCCUUAUUCUAAAAUGGAUUAAGUAGUUUUUCUCAUCAUUCUACACCCAAUACCCCUUAAUGACAAAGUGAAAACAGAAUCUUUUUUUUUUGUGCAAAUGUAUUACAAAUAAAAAACACCUUAUUUACAUAAUUAUUCAGACCCUUUGCUGUGAGACAGAGCUGAGGUGCAUCCUGUUUCCAUUGAUAAUCCUUGAUGAUUGUAGUUCACAUGUGGGGAAUUCAAUUGAUUGGAUGUGAUUUGGAAAGGCGCACACCUGUCUAUAUAAGGUCCCACAGUUGACCGUGCAUGUCAGAGCAAAAACCAAGCCAUGAGGUCGAAGGAAUUGUCCGUAGAGCUCAGAGACAGGAUUGUGUCGAGGCAUAGAUCUGGGAAAGGGUACCAAAAAAUGUCUGCAGCACUGAAGGUCCACAAGAACACAGUGGCCUCCAUCAUUCUUAAAUGGAAGACGUUUGGAACCAUCAGGACUCUUCCUAGAGCUGGCCGCCUGGCCAAACUGAGCAAUCGGGGGACAAGGGCCUUGGUCAGGGAGGUGAACAAGAACCUGAUGGUCACUCUGACAGAGCUCCAGAGUUCCUCUGUGGAGAUGGGAGAACCUUCCAGAAGGACAACCAUCUCUGCAGCACUCACGCCUUUAUGGUAGAGUGGCCAGACGGAAGCCACUCUUCAGUAGAAGGCACAUGACAGCCCGCUUGGAGUUUGCCAAAAGGCCCCUAAAGGACUCAGACCAUGAGAAACAAGAUUGAACUCUUUGGCCUGAAUGCCAAGCGUCAUGUCUGGAGGAAACCUGGCACCAUCCCUAUGGUGAAGCAUGGUGGUGGCAGCAUCAUGCUGUGGGGAUGUUUUUCAGUGGCAGGGACUGGGAGACUAGUCAGGAUCAAGGGAAAGAUGAACGGAGCAAAGUACAGAGAGAUCCUUGAUAACCUGGUCAGGACCUCAGACUGGGGCAAAGUUUCACCUUCCAACAGGACAACUUAGUCAUUAUGAGGUAUUGUGUGUAGAUUGAUCAGGCAAAAAAAAAUAAUUUAAUCCAUGUUAGAAUAAGGCUGUAACGUAACAAAAUGUGGAAAAAGUCAAGGGGUCUGAAUACUUUCCGAAUGCACUGUGUGUGUAUUUACCAAAAAUAUAUGGGGGAUUGGAAAUUAUGCAGACAAUUACAUUGAUGGAAGCUGCAAUAAUAAAGCUGAUCUACACCCCAACCACCCGCCCCCCACACAAAAAUAAAUAAAAAAUGUAACUUGCAGCUGUAAUCGCUGCCAAAGGUUAUUCUAACAUGUUUAAUACUUAUCUAAUCAAGAUACAGUGAGGGUAAAAAUUAUUUGAUCCCCUGCUGAUAUUGUACGUUUGCCCACUGACAAAGAAAUUAUCAGUCUAUCAUUUUAAUGGUAGGUUUAUUUGAACAGUGAGAGACAAUAACAACAAAAAAAUCCAGAAAAACGCAUGUCAAAAAUUUUAAAUUAUUUGCAUUUUAAUGAGGGAAAUAAGUCAAACUUUUUUUUUGUUGCCAAAUGUUAGAAUUUUUCUUCCACUUUGACGUUAGAGUAUUUUGUGUAGAUCGCUGACAAAAAAUGACAAAUCCAUUUUAAUCCCACUUUGUAACACCACAAAAUGUGGAAAAAGUGAAGGGGUGUGAAUACUUUCUAAAGGCACUGUAAAUCAGAUGCUAAGCAAGAACAACAUCAACGGCAGACACUCCCUAGAAAAGGAAAUGCCCAGAGUUUACACACCUAAAAUCAGAUGUUGAUUUGAAAGCAUGAACAAAGAUCAAAUUCAAGUUUCAAAGAACAGGAAUUGCCCAUCUGUGUAUUAGACUCUGCAUGUGUGAUUGUCUUAUUAUUAUUUUUUUGUCUUUAGGGGGUUAGGUAUCCUAUUUAUUUUUUUGGUGUGUGUGUUUUCUAAUGCCCUCCCUACAUCUCCCCUUGCAGGGCAAAUCGGAUCAGAGGGGGAAUUCUCCGCCUAAUCAGAAUUCAGGUACACCUGCUCAGUCAGGUAAGUGAUAACUGGGGUGGCGGGGCAGUUGAUCUAGCCAGGAAAUCCACAAUGAAUCACGCUGUUUAAUUUCACUAAUUUGUUCAUAGUGGCGUAAAACAACUGAAAUCAGUCCGGAUUUCCAGGCUAGUUGAGAUCCAGUCCAGAAACGACCUCUAGCCCCUACCCCCCAGGAUCUGAAAGGUUUCAAUUGGGUAUAAGCAAUAUGGCAAAAACAAAAUCCACCUAACCUAUCAGAGGGUGAGGUAUUUGUUCUGUUUGAGUAGAUUGACCCUUUGUACGCACAACUGUGGCAGAAGCAUUCCUGCUUAUCAAAGCAGAACCUGCAUUGACUACCAUGGGGAGUGGGCGUUUCUAUUCCGCUUUGCACGGCGCUGCGGAAUCGAUGACCGAAGCAAUAAGAAAUGUAACGCUGCUCUGUUUUCUCUGCUUGGGAUUCAUUCUGCUUCAUCCAGUCAACCAGAAAAUGUUGCUUUAAAUUGGCAUGCUUUCAUGUGCAGAAUUGUUUUAGUCGAGAUUGUGUGUACACAGAGUAAACUGGGUGACGGCCCACCACGUGAGCGGGUAAAACCGGUGAAGGCGGGGCACUGUUUUCUGGUAUAUUGUCAACAAAGAAGCCUGAUGGAUUGUUCAGAAACAUGUAUUAAUUCCAUAAAAUGAAGGUACAAAAUAUUCUAACUAGAUUAAAGCUAUAUAUGCGUUUUGCAUUGCUUAUUCCCAUCAAAUCCUAUCUGAUAUACACGCAGUGUCUUAAGGGGCCAGGGAUGUCAAUGUAAAUGGUCAUACUUGAUUUUGAGCUUGUUUUUGCUAGUGCCAAAUUAGGCCACCUACAAGUAACUGCCAAAAUAUAGGAAACCAACUGUGUCUUAACCCUUCUCCUACAAUUUCUGUGGCCCCGUGGAAAUCUAAUUAACAUAAUAAAAACAUCCCCAUCAAAAUCUCUGUUUAGGCUAGAGAUGUUUUUUUUGCAUGGGCUGCGUCUCAAUCCACCACAUCUGCUGAUAUCACCCUUCUGUAUCUGCGGUGAAAGGUGGCAGAGCUAGAGCAGUGUUUGUCAGACUAUAAGACGUCCCAAAAAUCUGUCUUCUCACAAACGUCUAAAGCCUCCAAACGGUUUGGCCUACAAACUGUUAUGACCCCUCUGUGGAAAGAUGAGACUCUCAUGAACAUGAUGGUUUUGCUCUACGACCCCCACAAGUGUCACGGGACUCGUCUGAAGGUGCCCGGUACCAGUUUAAAAAAUGAAUGGAAGUAGAUAUGGAGAUAGUUUAGUGCCUAGAAUAAUGGGUUUAAUACAUGUGUACAUUUUUUUGUUGAGUUUCCUGAUCUUAUAUUUCUAAGAUAUAGUACAGACACUUCAGAACAAACUUCGUUUUUUAUCAUUUUUGAGGGACUAUAGUGAAUCGGUUAUUCAAAGCAUUUCUAUGGGCAAAUAGCAGAAAUGCUAAAUUCAAUGUUUCAUCAAAUACAUGCUUUUUUUUGGGGGAUACCUUAAGGGGUCUUAAAAAUAAAAUAGCUAAAUGAUCCUUGGUAUGACCACCAUAUGUUAGCGUAGUAGAACGUCAGUGUGCUAUGCACAUACCUGUCAGCGCACUAGCUCUGGUCCAGGGCGUUAUGUUAACCACUGUUGCUUGUGCAGCUAGCUAGUACAACACUAGCUGCUCGCUGCCUGCAAGUACAAUGCUCAGGGGUAGGCAACCCUGGCACUUAAUGUUUUGGAUUUAACCAACCUGGAAGACCAGGUGUGUUGAAUUUAGGCAAUCACUGAACUGAACAAUUAGCUGAGUUGGUCAGGUGUGGUGCCUAGUUGGAACAAAAUCCUGCAGUAUCUGCGGCACUCCAAGAACAGGGAUGCCUACCCCUGACCUAGCUUCUAAUUCAAAUUUAAUUUCACUACCCGCUUUUGGUGGCGGUAAUGCGCCAUCCUCUCUGCCACAAUUCGAUAGCUUUUCUCAUCUCCUAUGUCUCACAAUGUCUGUGGCUUGAGAACGUAUCUGCUGGAGUCAGUCUCUGAAAAUAAUGGCCUGCCCAGCAGGCCCUAAGCAUGAUGGGAUGUUAAUUGCUUAAUUAACUCAGGAACCACACCUGUGUGGAAGCACCUGAUUUCAACAUACUUUGUAUCCCUCAUUUACUCUAGUGUUUCCAAUGUUUUGUAAGUUGCAUGUGCACUAUAUGACCAAAAGUAUGUGGACGCCUGCUCGUCGAACAUCUCUUUCCAAAAUCAUGGGCAUUAUUAUGGAGUUGGUCACCCCCUUUGCUGCUAUAACAGCCUCCACUCUUCUGGGAAGGGUUUCCACUAGAUGUUGGAACAUUGCUGCGGGGAUUUGCUUCCAUUCAGCCACGAGUAUUAGAGGUUGGGCACUGAUGUUGGCCGAUUAGGCCUUGCGCGCAGUCGGCGUUCCAAUUCAUCCCAAAGGUGUUCGAUGGGGUUGAGGUCAGGCCUCUGUGCAGGCCAGUCAAGUUCUUCCACACCGAUCUCGACAAAACAUUUCUGUAUGGACCUCGCUUUGAGCACAGGGGCAUUGUCAUGCUGAAACAGGAACGGGCCUUCCCUAAACUGUUGCCACAAAGUUGGAAGCACAGAAUCAUCUAAAAUGUCAUUGUAUGAUGUAGCGUUAAGUUUUCCCUUCACUGGAACUAAGGGGCCUAGCCCGAACCAUGACAAACAGCCCCAGACCAUUAUUCCUCCUCCACCAAACUUUACAGUUUGCACUAUGCAUUCGGGCAGGUAGUGUUCUCCUGACAUCCGCCAAACCCAGAUUCGUCCAUCGGACUGCCAGAUGGUGAAGCGUGAUUCAUCACUCCAGAGAACGCGUUUACACUGCUCCAGAGUCCAAUUCCUCUAUAUAGUGUAUGUUUAACUGGAAUUGUUAGUUUGUGUUUCUGAAUGGCAGUCUCACAUAUCUUUAUUAAAUUGGUGCUACCGUAAUCUAAGCAUAGUAGAAGACUCAUGCAUUUUGUAUGUUUGGUCCAUGGCGGGCGGCCUUUCUAUCCAACUGCUAUCAUGUCAAGUUGUGAUGCUCAUAUCUACGCCAUGUCCAUUCAAAGGAUUAAGAAAGUGGUUGACUGCUAUAUUUAAUUUGAUAAAUGAACUGACACACAAAAAAUGUUUCCCCCUCCUAUGUGACUACACAGUUGAUCAUGACUGCUGUUCUUGGCGUUCUUGCCCAUCCCUUCUCUUCCCACAGGUAACGGUGCCAUGAUACCAUUUGUCAACAACAGUUCUUCCUCCACUCCUCGUGACCCUGUCUUUGGGGGUGUGGGGCGGACUAACGGCCGUUCCCCUGGCAACGCAGCUCCUCCAGUGUCCGUCGUGGGACCUCCCAGUGCCCCCAAGCCUUCGGUCACCAUUAGCAAUGGCAGGGACCCCCGGCGUGCCAAGAGAUGA
Messenger RNA from Coregonus sp. 'balchen', 20402 nucleotides. Lineage: Eukaryota; Metazoa; Chordata; Actinopteri; Salmoniformes; Salmonidae. The record is from the annotation of a GenBank genome assembly.